Myxocyprinus asiaticus (Chinese sucker) is the source of this 4288-nucleotide messenger RNA. RefSeq lists its product as uncharacterized. The coding region runs from base 997 to 3498 and encodes 833 amino acids. The transcript has 7 exons. The record is from RefSeq and is a predicted model, not a curated record. Lineage: Eukaryota; Metazoa; Chordata; Actinopteri; Cypriniformes; Catostomidae.
UGUGUGUGUGUCCUUUUUGUGCGUAAGCAUAAAAGCACCGGCAGAGUGCGCGCACGUUAUGCACGGUCGGCGAUUGGUCAGCUGAGUGUACGCACUAGAUUGCGGAGGUUCUGCGUUGAGUUGCCAGUGAAAGAAGCCUGCUCUAUCAGGAGACACGGAGGUGUAGCGUGACGUUCACUUCAACGGGGCACAUGAGAUAUACAUGGACUACAAUAGAUUACACUAAACAUCUAGGCUGCUCUAUGUUCGGAAAUUGUCUUAAACCUCAGCGGUGUCAUGGAGGUAAUUUCUAGAGAGACCAAAAUUCACAUAAAGGUUAAAGACAAAAUCCUUCAGCCCAGCAGCAUCUUCACAACGUACGACCACUGGAAUUGUGUGAUUCGUCACAUCGCCUCUGCUUGAGGAAAAUUACUGGCUCACUGUAAAGCAUAGAUUGGGCUGGCCAUGACAGGGUCUUGAUCUGGUGGUCCUCCAUCCACACCUUGAUUGACCUGGCUGUGUGGCAUGGAGCAUUGUCCUGCUGGAAAAACCAAUCCUCAGAGUUGGGGAACAUUGUCAGAGCAGAAGGAAGCAAGUUUUCUUCCAGGAUAACCUUGUAAAUGGCUUGAUUCAUGUGUUCUUCACAAAGAUGAAUCUGCCCGAUUCCAGCCUUGCUGAAGCACCCCCAGAUCAUCACCGAUCCUCCACCUGGUCGUCUAAUGGUUGGACGGAGACCUGGAGAGGCCUACAAGCCACCGUGUCUCGCCCCCACUGUGAAAUUUGGUGGAGGACCGGUAAUGAUCGGGGGGUGCUUCAGCAAGGCUGGAAUUGGGCUGAAAAUCUGUGACACUGUGACAGAACCUUGGAGACAGCAGCAGGAUUUCCGUUAGCCGGCAAUCAGUACCGCCGCUCCCAAUACGCAUAUUACGCAGUCUGCGUAGGGCACCAACUCCCUAGAGGGGCACCAGAAACUCCACCGGCUGCCUUUACUGCAUCUCAUAAUAUUCCUCAAGAAGAAUGCUGCAACAGAACAACAACAAUAACCACCACUGCCUGGACGUGGCCCAUAGAGAGCUACUGCAUGAAUGCAGAAGAACCAAUGUCUCAUUCACCAGUGCCCUUGAGUUUGGAGCUAUACCCCUAAUUAAAGGCCUGAGAGCAUGGGCUGUGAAUGGCGGCUACUCCAGAGCCAGAAGAAAGGCUGCUACGGCACCCCGGGCACAGGGCACAUGCCAACAGCCACCUGAAAACAGGUUGGGGCAGAGAAGCUGGUCAGGUCAGAUUAGCAGUGUCUAUGGGCAGACACUGGAGAGUACAACUAGUACAAGAACUCCAGGGGUCAGGCAAGAUGGUCUCGGUGCUCUUGUAACUGUGGCCACUUUGAAAGGCAAAGAGGGGGAUGGCAGGCAGACUCAGACACGCUGUCUCUUUCUCAAGGCCCAGGGAAGAGGCAGCUACAUCUGUGCUGUUGGACACCAGGGGGCUGGGAUGAGAGUCACAGUUCCACGGACUCAUAGUGUCAUUCUGGAGGGUACAAAGAAAGAAAUCGGAUGUUCCUCAAAAGGGCUAAGGGCAAGCCAGGAUGGGACAGAUGAUGGUGGGGUACUCAAGGCCAAGCCAAGGGCCAUAAGAAAGUGGAGAAAGUGCAGUAAAACAACAUGCUCGUCUGAGAAAAGAACGACUAAAGUGGACAUCACCAAUCAAUGUUGUGAGCCAGGACAUGGUGACCAUAACAAUUCUGCAUUCUCAAAAGUCACCUUAGGGCCAGUUAACAGAACAUCACAUAACACAAUGUCAGAGCAAGUAACACAAUGCGAAACAGAAGAAAACAAUAUGGAAAGAAGCAAUACUACCUCUCAUGGUGUACUUAAACUGCAAAGUCAGGAAUAUGAGUUGAGCAAAGACGAAAGGGCUCAUUCACCCACAUCUGUGCAUAUUUUCACAACUGAGAGCACGGACCCACAAUCCUGCUGCUUUUCUGCCAAACCAUGUGCUGAUACAGGUGAGCAGGUUGAGGGAUUGGGAAUCAAUCCAUCAGAUAAAUGUUUUAAAAGUUGUGAAGGAUCCAACUGUGCCAAUGAUCAUGCACAAAGAGACACCGAGGUCUGUAAACGUGAAAAUCAUCAGAAUACUGAAACAAAAAACAAAGAUGGAAACAUUGUUGCUGAUGAGCCAAAAUUAGAAAGAUCAUCUGUAGUAUCUAAGACCUCUGAGACUAUCUUUGAUAGUCCAGAAAUAAAACGGACCACAAUAAACUGUAGUACUGAGCCAAGCUUAGGUCAUGCACUCAUGAUGACAUCCUCUGAAGUCCCUGUCAACAGCAUUCAGGAGAAUCAAGAGUCCAGGACAAACGAGUACUCGUGGAACUGUGAGAAUCAACAUUCUGUGGAGACUGGCGAUCUCACAACACCGAGAUGUGCGACUCCAGACACAAUGAUCACAACCAUGCCGGAGGGCUUCACAGGGCAAGUUUACACUCUAGUGGGAGUUGAAUGCAAUUCUUUAGAGAAGUGCAAGUCACCCAUGUGCUCACCUCAGCAAUGGGAGGAAUUAAUCGCAGAACAUGGAGAACUUGAAGUUCAUCAGCCUGACAAAUCCUCUUUACGAGGCUUUAGCAUGCCAACAUCCAGUAUAAUUCUAACCACUAUUCACUCCCUGCCUAAUCGUGCCCCUACCACCACAGAAGGCAUAGCAACAGCCAUUCCAGCAUUAAGCAAGGGGGAGGUGGGGGAUAGAGGUGGAGACUUGCUGCCACUGGUGAACUCCGAGUUUCUAACAGAGCCGGAAAGAGUUGAUGAGAGGGAGAAUGUGGCCACUGAUGAGGGGUCUCUUGAUGUGGGUGAGGAGGAGGAUGAGUUUGGGGCUUUCAUGCAGGCAGAUGGAAAGCAGCUCUUGACGGAUGGGUUCCAACAGUUGGCUACUGGAAAGGAUUACAAGACUGGGGGACUUACAAGCUCCACUAAUGCAAAUGAACCAACGUCCUGGACAUCUGAUUGGACAACAGAUCAGUCAUUCCUGCAAUCAGAGAGCACAUGGACUGCUUUCAGCCAGGAGACUGUGGAGCAGAAGAUAGUGCCUGGUGGUCAGUGGUGGCCUACAACUGUGGAAAAGCCAAACCUUUCCCUCUCUCCUCUUUGUGAUGUGUCAAGUGUGUUUCUAGAAGCCUUUUCCUCAGAAAAGCCUUACUGUCAAGAUCCUGAUUACAUUCCUACACUAAAACAGCUUCUGCAAGGACCAGCUGAAAAUGGCAAUACAGGGGAGCCUAGGGAGCAGAGCUUACUUGACGGCCUCCAGGAUCUGGACAGGAUGAUUGGUGUAAAAUAUAAGAGGGCGGAGUCUCUGUCUUGUAAACUUCUCCUUCAGUCUUUGCAUUUGGAACGUUCCAGUUCUGAAUGUGUGACAGUUCGCGUGAAGACCAGUGCCAGGUUUUCUCCAAAUCUCCCAGCAUCCAACCAGCAGUUAGCUGCAAAUGCUAAAAGAAGACUGUCUUAUGACUUCAACAGAAAUAUCAUGACUUAAGUCUCCAUAUCUUCUGAAACGUCUUUGAGCUAUGCUUCCCUGAAAGCAGGAAAUUCAGAGGAGCGGAAUAAUACAUGUUUAAAAACUGUACAAUGACUGAUUUUUCCCUGGACUGAUUCUAUUCAAGGUUGAUUUUUAAAGUGUAUUUCUUGUUUCACUGUCUGUUCUCACGAUAGAUUCUGUUUUGUUAUUCAGGUGUGUAUCAUGAGACACAAGACCUAUAUUCAACUAAAUGUAUAUUUUUGAGUAUGUAACACUAUUGGGGAUUAAAUUAGAGCAAAUAUACACAACCUAAUGUUAAACGAAAUGUCUGCCAAACUUUGAAUUUAAUUUGCAUAAAAAUAUUGUUUCUCCUUUUUGCUAAUCAGAUGAAAAGGUGAUUUAUAUACAGUUGUGUAUACGGUAACUUUCCAUCAUUGCUAUGGAUUGUGUUUUUAAGAAUAGGAUUAUUUUGAUUUUCACAGGGUUGCAGGUGUAAAUUCGGCCUGUGUCAUGUCCCCAUCCCUUUUCCUUCACUUUCCUGUCUUCUUUCUAUGACUUAAAUGUUAAAGGCAAGAAGACUGUAAAUAAAAUAAGAAAAUGAUUACUUUGGGGAUUAAGCUUACUUUCUAGUCUCUGAAAGCUCCUCUUACACCUGAAGACUGUCAAAAGGAAGCACAUUUUCAGAAAAUAUAUUUUAAUACAUGGCAAAGCAGUCACCUCUAAGAGAAAUCCACUUUCUUUUUGUGCUUGAAGUGCUAAAUAAGAAAUUGUAGUGUAGCAUUUUUAAUAAAGGAACUCCUUAAGAAUA